Musa acuminata AAA Group (dessert banana) is the source of this 4149-nucleotide messenger RNA. RefSeq names its product receptor-like protein EIX2. The transcript has 2 exons. NCBI's taxonomy places the organism in Eukaryota, Viridiplantae, Streptophyta, Magnoliopsida, Zingiberales, Musaceae. The coding region runs from base 1 to 4149 and encodes 1382 amino acids. Gene Ontology annotation, molecular function: protein binding. The record is from RefSeq and is a predicted model, not a curated record.
AUGGGCGGGAGAACCCCUCUUGUUGUCCUCACCUUUUCUCUUGCUGUUCUGAGCAUUGAGCUUGGGAUUUCUCAUGGCUGCCGAGAGACGGAGAGGAAAGCCCUCAUCGACUUCAAGCGUGGACUUCAUGAUCCUUCCAAUCGUAUCUCUUCCUGGGUCGGCGAGGACUGUUGUGCGUGGGAAGGAGUUGGCUGCAGCAACAUAUCUGGUCAUGUUAUCAAGCUGGAUCUUCGAAAUAAACGUCGGACCGAUCUAACUAAGGACUGCACUCAUCAGGAGGUGUACUACUUGUUGGAUUAUUAUCUAAGAUCCGAAUUGUUGGAUGAUGAUCCAGGAUGCAAAUGGGCAGUGCGUGGUGACAUAACUCCAUCACUGCGUUCUCUCCAACAACUUAGUCACCUGGACCUCAGCGGCAACUAUUUUACGCAUAAACCUAUCCCCAAGUUCUUGGGAGCUUUCAGAAGACUAACAUAUCUUAACCUCUCAGGUGCAGGCUUCGUGGGCAGAGUACCUGACCAGCUCGGAAAUCUAUCCACUUUGCAGCACCUCGACCUUUCUUAUAACUGCUAUUGGGUUGAUGAAGGUGAUGGCUUCUUCUGCUUGUACCUUGAGAACACGAGAUGGAUCUCUAUGCUCACUUCCCUUCGGCACCUUAACAUGAAUUGGGUCAAUUUGACAAAUGCAUCCAACUGGUUGCAAGAUUUGAACGUGCUACCACGUGUUCAAGAGAUUGAAUUAAGUUCUUGUGACUUAGGGACCUUUCCUCGUUCGUUGUCUCAUAAAAACUUCACAUUUCUCAUCACUCUUGAUUUACGAGGUAAUGAUAUAAACUCCACCAUACCAGAUUGGGUGUUCAAUAUUACUAGCCUCGAGUUCCUUUAUCUUGGUGGGAAUGACCUGCAUGGAUUCUUUCCUGAUUCUGUUACAAAGUUAACGUCUCUCAGGGCACUCGACUUGUCUGGGAGUGUGUUCCAAGAUGGCUUCAUGCAGCUAGCUCCUAUAUCCAAUCUCUGCAAGCUCCAAAUUCUCUACCUGAGCCAAGUGCCUAUCAAUGAUGUGCUUGCCAAUUUAAAAAUGGUUUUCUCUGGAUGUCUUAGGAAUAGCAUGGAGGAAUUGUACCUCGGAGGCACCCAACUGAGUGGUUUCUUUCCGGAUUGGCUAGGGAACAUCAAGAAACUUAAAUCUCUUGAUCUUUCUAUCAACUCCCUCUGUGGAUCAGUGCCUGCAUCUAUCGGAAAUCUAUCAUUGCUGCAACAUUUGGAUUUAGAUUCCAAUGAUUUGAAUGGGACGAUUUCGGAAGGCAUCGGACAACUGAAGAGCCUUAUCUAUUUGGAUCUCAGUCGUAACUCGUUGAGCUUAUCGGAGGUCCAAUUGGGUAAUCUAUCAAGUUUAAGGUAUUUGGACAUUUCGAACAACUACGACUCGAGAAAAAGUGGUGAUUGGAUCGUGCCCUUUUCAGUUUCAAGAGUAGGAGUAAUAGACAUGAUUCUCGAUGGGCUUCCUUCUAGUCUCGAGCAUUUGGAUCUUUCUUACAACUCUCUCAAUGGAUCAUUGCCCGCAUCUCUUGGAAACCUCUCUAUGCUACGAUAUUUGAUUUUACGUUCCAAUUAUCUGACUGGGAUGCUUCCGGAAGGCAUCAAAUGGUUGAAGGGCCUUACAGAUUUGGAUCUCUACAAUAACUCGUUGAGCUUAUCGGAGGUCCAAUUGGCUAAUCUAUCAAGUUUGAAAUAUUUGGACAUUUCAUACAACUCUAUAGACUUGAACAAAAGCGAUGACUGGAUCCCUCCCUUUCAGCUUCAGAGCCUUUCCAUGGAUUUCUGCCAAAUAGGGCCCACGCCCCAAUUUCCACAAUGGCUCCGAACACAAACCAUUAUUCGUCGACUACAAUUGUCAAGUACAGGUAUCAAAGACAUGUUUUUCGAUAGGCUUCCUUCUAGUCUUGAGUAUUUGGAUAUUUCUUAUAACUCUCUCCAUGGAUCAUUGCCCGCAUCUCUUGGAAACCUCUCUAUGCUACAAUCUUUGAUUUUACGUUCCAAUUAUCUGAAUGGGACGUUUCCGGAAGGCAUCAAACGGUUGAAGGGCCUCGUCGAAUUGGAUCUCUACAAUAACUCGUUGAGCUUAUCGGAGGACGACCUUGCUAAUCUAUCAAGUUUGAAAUAUUUGGACAUUUCAUACAACUCUAUACACUUGAACAAAAGCGAUGACUGGAUCCCUCCCUUUCAGCUUCAGAGCCUUUCCAUGGAUUUCUGCCAAAUACUGCCCAUUCCCCAUUUUCCGAAAUGGCUCCGAACACAAACCAUUCUUCGUCAACUACAAUUGUCAAGUGCAGGUAUCAAAGACAUGUUUUUCGAAAGGCUUCCUUCUAGUCUUGAGUAUUUGGAUCUUUCUUACAACUCUCUCCAUGGAUCAUUGCCCGCAUCUCUUGGAAACCUCUCUAUGCUACAAUCUUUGAUUUUAUAUUCCAAUUAUCUUAAUGGGAUGUUUCCGGAAGGCAUCAAACGGUUGAAGAAUCUCGUCCAUUUGGAUCUCUACAAUAACUCUUUGAGCUUAUCGGAGGACAAUCUUGCUGAUCUAUCAAGUUUAGAAUAUUUGGACAUUUCAUAUAACUCUAUACACUUGAACAAAAGUGAUGACUGGAUCCCUUCCUUUCAGCUUAACACACUUUAUAUGCCAUUCUGCCAAAUUCUACCUACACCCCAUUUUCCAAAAUGGCUUCGAACACAAAUAACUCUCGGUGAAUUAGAUUUAUCAAAUACAGGUAUGAAAGAAAUGAUUCCCAACUGGCUUCCAUCCUGUCUCGAGUAUUUGGAUCUCUCCAAUAAUAUGAUUGGUGGUGAUGUACCAUAUUAUUUUUCAAAUCUAACUGUUUUGGAUCUCAGCAAUAACUCGUUAUCAGGAUAUCUUCCUCCAAAAAUAUCAAUCAUGAUGCCAAGUAUGGAAUAUUUGUCUCUCUCCGAUAAUAAGAUUAUGGGUGGCAUCCCCUUCUCUUUUUGUCGAAUCAAGUCUUUGGUAGUGCUUCGACUUUCUAAAAAUAAUUUGUCAGGGGAGCUUCCUAAUUGCUGGAAAAAUUCUUCAAAUUUAGUUAUCUUAGACUUAUCAAGCAACAAAUUACAAGGAGGACUUCCUGACUCCCUCAGCAAUUUACAAACUCUACAGUCACUACAUCUGAGCUACAAUAAUUUUAUGGGACAAAUCCCUCUUUCUUUCAGAAAUUUUACCGGAUUGGUUACUCUUGAUCUGGCUCACAACAAAUUCGUCGGCAAUAUACCAAAUUGGAUUGGAGAAAGCCUACCAUACUUAAGGACUUUCAACUUACGCUCGAAUGCCUUUACUGGCAGCAUUCCUCGGUUAUCUCAUCUUACAUCUCUUCAGAUAGUGGAUCUCUCGAAUAAUCAUCUUUCGGGAAUAAUACCAAACAGCUUUGGCAAUUUUAGUGCGUUGAAAGGCUCUCCUUCAAAGGAUUUGUACUUUCAUAAUAUUUACUAUGAGGAUUACAUGUGGCUCUUCACAAAAGGAAGUGAACACGAAUACAACACCAUGCUACUUUCAAUCGACACAGUCAUUCAUCUCUCCAACAAUGGUUUAUCCGGUUGCAUCCCUAGAGAGUUGGGAAAUUUGCAUGGUCUGCGGAGCUUAAAUCUAUCUGGGAAUUACCUAACAGGGGAGAUACCAAGCAACAUUGAUGGAAUGCAACUACUAGAAAUUCUCGACCUCUCAAGAGACAAUCUCUCGGGUAUAAUUCCUUCGACCUUGGCAGAUUUAAAUUUCUUGAAUGAUUUGAACUUGUCAUAUAAUAAUCUCUCGGGUAAAAUCCCCACCGGAAGCCAAUUGCAAACUUUAACCGAUCCAUCUAUCUAUGCUGGCAACCCAAAUCUUUGUGGCCUUCCUCUCCCUAAAAAUUGUACAGUGAAUAUAACGAAGACUGAUGGAGAAGGGCAAAAUGAAGAUUCUUCUGAGAGCAGAAUGGAAACACUUUGGUUAUACACAAGCAUCACCCUAGGAUUUAUUACCGGAUUUUGGGUGAUUUGUGGAAGCCUUUUAUUGCGACGGACAUGGAGGAUCACGUACUUCCGUGCCACUGAUAAUAUGUUUGACAAGCUAUACGUGGUGAUGGUAGUGACCGUGGCAAAAUACAAAAGAAAGCUAUGA